GAACAUCGUUCGCAGUAAGGAUCGAGCACCUGUUCAGCGCGGACGCGGCUUUCGGAGAUCUUUCGAAAUUUACACGCAAACCCGAAAACGUUUAUCGCCUGUCUACUCGAAGAAUUGUCGAGAAACUGAAGCUUUCCCAAAAGUUUGUCGAUCGAGGGGCGAAUCAAACCUUCGCAAAAUACCGACGAGGCCAACUUGUUACUCAUAAUUUGUGAAAAUAUUUGCGCAUUGCAGAUAUAGAAAAUCGGCUGGUUUACGUACCACUUCGGUGUGAGUUUUGAAUCGCGAAUGCUCGCUAUUAUUACCUACGUGGCGGGAGUGAGAUAACGGUAAUGAACGAAAGAGCAAUCACGCCGCAUAUUUGGAGGUAUAUUUUCUUCGUGGAAAUGAUUUUAUGAAGAGAUUUAAAACAGAAUUUGAAAAUAUAAUCGAAAAGGACCGAUCAGUUUUACCAAACGACUAUUUGAGUGCAGAAGUGUAAUUCAUACAUGAGGCUAUAAUCAAGACGUACUUUGUAUUACGUAACGGCACGUUAAAAACCUUGGACUAUGUACCCGUUGAAAAUACCUGGCAAAGUCUCUCGUUGGUAAAAACUAGUGAGAAAAAAAAACAAGCGGAGUUCCUGCACGCUCAGUUCGACGCUGUAAAAAAUUAUUGACCGCUUUGGGAUGCGGAGUUUAUGAAAAUUCACCUUUGAUUCAUUGCAAGUUUCUUGAAACGAAAAUGCUCGACUAACGAAGCCCUCGACUUUAGUUUGGGGUGCAAACGAAAGUUCCACGAUAAUCACAGUGGAUUAUUUCGGAUCAUCGGCUGCGGAUGCAUUUGAAGAGAAUCGCGCAGACUUGAGAACCAUUUUCGAUCAAACCGUUGAAAUUUUUCCCGAAGUACUAUAUUUCGUUCCGUUAAUGUGGGUUUAUAAUACCCUACAAAAACGCUGGAUGCAAUCGACGGAAAUGAAACGUAUGAAAAGAUUUGUCCUCGCUCAUAGCACCGAGAAGGAUCCAAUUUGGAAGAGUUCGGACAACCUAUUGGCAGGAGUAGCCAAAAUGCCGAUCGAAAAACCCGAAACAACCGAAACAUGCAGGACCAGCACAAGCUCCAACGGAACAGACGAGCAGGAAGACGAGGGGCUGAAAAUGACGCCCAGCAUGUCGCAAGGCACGGUGAUGAUCCAAGCGCAAAGUCGACAAUUAGAAAAGGAUUUCACCGUUGCAACGCCCGAAGAAUUUGUCCGUAGAUUUGGCGGAACUCAAGUGAUAAACAAAGUUCUCAUAGCAAAUAAUGGAAUCGCUGCGGUCAAAUGCAUGCGAUCAAUUCGCCGAUGGUCGUACGAAAUGUUCAAAAACGAGAGAGCGAUUCGCUUCGUAGUUAUGGUCACCCCGGAAGAUUUGAAAGCAAAUGCCGAGUACAUUAAAAUGGCUGAUCAGUACGUACCAGUGCCUGGAGGAUCCAACAAUAACAACUAUGCAAAUGUUGAAUUGAUCAUCGACAUUGCGGUCCGUACUCAAGUACAAGCUGUCUGGGCUGGAUGGGGUCAUGCGUCGGAAAAUCCAAAAUUGCCUGAACUUUUGCACAAAAAUAACAUAAUAUUUAUCGGACCUUCUGAAAGGGCGAUGUGGGCUCUUGGAGAUAAAAUUGCUUCUAGUAUUGUUGCUCAAACCGCAGAUGUACCCACACUCCCAUGGUCUGGCUCGGAAUUGAAAGCUCACUACAGUGGAAAGAAAAUAAAAAUAUCAUCUGAAUUAUUUAAAAAGGGAUGUGUCUCUAGCGUGGAAGAAUGUCUUGCUGCUGCGAGUAAAAUCGGUUUUCCUAUAAUGGUAAAGGCAAGCGAAGGCGGAGGUGGAAAAGGUAUUCGUAAAGUCGAUAAUGCUGAAGAGUUACCUUCGUUAUUUAGACAAGUACAAACAGAGAUCCCAGGAUCGCCCAUAUUCAUAAUGAAGCUUGCCAAAUGUGCUCGGCACUUGGAAGUGCAACUAUUAGCUGAUAACUAUGGAAAUGCUAUCUCACUCUUCGGACGUGAUUGUUCUAUCCAAAGGAGACAUCAGAAAAUCAUUGAGGAAGCACCUGCUGUCAUUGCUAAACCAGAAGUCUUUGAAGAAAUGGAAAAAGCUGCUGUCAGGCUGGCAAAAAUGGUAGGAUACGUUAGUGCCGGCACAGUUGAAUAUCUUUACGAUACAUCAGGUCGUUACUAUUUCUUGGAACUAAACCCUCGCCUACAAGUAGAACAUCCCUGCACAGAAAUGGUUUCUGAUGUCAAUUUACCUGCCGCUCAACUUCAAGUUGCAAUGGGGUUGCCUUUGCAUCAUAUAAAGGAUAUUCGGCUUUUGUACGGGGAAAGUCCAUGGGGUGAUACUCCCAUUGAUUUCGAUCAACCAAGGCACAAACCACAACCUUGGGGUCAUGUCAUCGCUGCCAGAAUCACAAGUGAAAAUCCAGAUGAAGGAUUUAAGCCAAGUUCAGGAACGGUGCAAGAGCUCAAUUUCAGAUCGUCGAAAAACGUCUGGGGAUAUUUUUCAGUCGGUGCAUCUGGAGGAUUGCACGAAUUUGCCGACUCGCAAUUUGGUCAUUGUUUUUCAUGGGGUGAAGACCGUAAUCAAGCUAGCGAAAAUUUAGUUGUUGCUUUAAAAGAAUUGAGUAUCAGAGGUGAUUUUAGAACCACGGUAGAGUACCUCAUAACACUUCUCGAAACUGAAUCCUUCCAGUCAAACAGCUUUGAUACCGCGUGGCUUGACUUACUCAUUGCUGAACGUGUUCAAAGUGAUAAACCAGACGUUUUGCUGGCCGUGACUUGCGGGGCGUUACAUAUCGCUGAUAGAACAAUCACAGCUGCAUUUAAUGGUUUUCAAACAGCCUUAGAAAAGGGUCAAAUCCAAGCCAGCAAUGACUUGGACAACGUUUGUGAGGUUGAACUUAUCAAUGAUGGAUUCAAAUACAAAGUACAGACAGCUAAAUCAGGCCCAAACUCCUACUUCCUUGUAAUGAAUGGUUCCUAUAAAGAAGUGGAGAUUCAUAGACUUUCGGACGGAGGUUUACUACUUUCAAUGGAGGGAUCAAGUUUCACGACCUACAUGAGAGAGGAAGUUGAUCGGUACAGAAUAGUAAUUGGCAACCAGACAUGUAUAUUUGAAAAGGAUAAUGAUCCGUCAUUGUUGAGAUCACCUUCAGCUGGUAAACUUAUCAGUUUUCUGGUAGAGGAUGGUGGCCAUAUUGAUCGUGGUCAAGCAUAUGCUGAAAUAGAAGUAAUGAAGAUGGUUAUGACGGUGACGGCUGGAGAAGCUGGUAGUUUGUUUUACGUUAAACGACCUGGUGCAAUCUUAGAUGCAGGAACAUUGAUUGCCCAUUUGGAAUUAGAUGAUCCUUCACUAGUCAGCAAAGCGCAAGAAUACACUGGGCAAUUCCCAGCACCAAUUGCGCCUGCUAUUCCUGAAAAACUCAACCAACUUCACGCUAAAUAUAGAAGCGCUUUGGAAAAUACCCUUGCUGGAUACUGUUUGCCCGAUCCUUACCAUCUACCGAGGCUCCGGGAACUGAUUGAAAAGUUCAUGAAUUCCCUGCGCGAUCCUAGCUUACCCCUGCUAGAGCUCCAAGAAGUGAUCUCCACUAUCUCUGGAAGAAUUCCCGUAUCUGUAGAGAAGAAGAUCAGAAAAUACAUGACCUUAUACGAAAGAAACAUCACUUCAGUUUUAGCCCAGUUUCCAAGCCAGCAAAUUGCGUCUGUAAUUGACGGACAUGCCGCCACCCUUUCCAAACGAACGGACAGAGACGUUUUCUUCUUGACGACUCAAGGUAUUGUUCAACUGGUGCAAAGAUAUCGCAAUGGUAUUCGUGGCAGGAUGAAAACAGCGGUUCACGAACUUCUACGGCAGUACUACACAGUUGAAAGCCAAUUCCAACAAGGACAUUAUGACAAGUGUGUGUCGGCUUUGAGGGAACAGCAUAAAGAUGAAAUGAGUAUGGUCACUGCUACUAUUUUCAGUCACAAUCAUGUACAAAAGAAAAAUGUCUUGGUUACUAUGCUCAUUGAUCACUUGUGGGCUAACGAACCUGGGCUUACAGACGAGCUGGCCAGUACACUGACUGAAUUAACAAGUUUAAAUCGCACAGAACACAGCAGAGUGGCUCUAAGAGCUAGGCAAGUCUUGAUAGCAGCACAUCAACCUGCAUACGAACUGAGACAUAAUCAGAUGGAAUCCAUAUUCUUAUCUGCAGUCGAUAUGUAUGGACAUGAUUUUCAUCCUGAGAAUCUCCAGAAGCUGAUACUUUCUGAAACUUCUAUAUUCGAUAUACUACACGAUUUCUUUUAUCACUCGAACCGUGCUGUCUGCAAUGCUGCUUUGGAAGUUUACGUUCGCAGAGCUUACAUCAGUUACGAAUUAGCAUGUCUGCAGCACCUAGAACUAUCUGGAGAAAUACCUUUAGUUCACUUUCAAUUUCUUUUGCCGAACAAUCAUCCAAAUCGCCAGAAUCUUACUCUUGUCAAUCAUAGAACAGGAGCUAUGGCUGCCUUCAAAGAUCUCGAAGAGUUUAGCCAGUACUCUGAUGAGGUACUUGACCUGCUAGAAGACUUGUCGUCCCGAAAUACAGUUUCUGCCAAAGUUCUCGAGGCUGUAGAAACUGCUGGAAGUGAAUCUCGGCACAGUACGUCGAUCAAUGUUUCUCUGAGUACUGGUGAAACAGGUAUUGCUGAGGGAGGUGAAAUACCUGCGGAACCUGUUCACAUAUUAAGCAUUGCUGUACAAGAUAAUGGUAAUCAAGACGACGCAGUCAUGUCCAGACUGUUCGGAGACUGGUGCGCGACUAACAAAGAGGAAUUAAUUACUCGUGGAAUCAGAAGAGUGACAUUUGCUGCCCUAAAAAAGAGGCAGUUUCCAAAAUUUUUCACUUUCCGACAACGUGACGGAUUUAUUGAAGAUCGUAUUUACAGACAUCUUGAACCAGGCUGUGCCUUCCAGUUGGAACUUAACAGAAUGCGGACUUAUGACCUUGAAGCUUUACCUACAUCAAAUCAAAAGAUGCAUCUCUAUUUAGGACAAGCUAAGGUUGCCAAGGGCCAGCAAGUUACAGACUAUCGCUUCUUCAUCCGUUCCAUUAUACGUCACUCAGAUCUCAUCACAAAGGAGGCUAGCUUUGAUUACUUGCAUAACGAAGGUGAACGAGUACUAUUGGAAGCAAUGGACGAGCUUGAAGUAGCCUUUUCUCAUCCCCUAGCAAAACGCACGGAUUGCAACCAUAUAUUCUUGAACUUUGCACCAACUGUUAUAAUGGAUCCAGGCAGAAUUGAAGAAAGUGUUACGAGCAUGGUGCUCAGAUAUGGUCCUAGACUGUGGAAAUUACGAGUUAGACAAGCUGAGAUAAAAAUGACAAUUCGUCCAGCACCAGGAAGACCAACUUCAAACGUUCGUCUUUGUAUUGCAAAUGAUAGUGGAUAUAGCAUUGAUCUACACCUUUAUACUGAGGCUACGGAACCCAAGACUGGUAUUAUCCGUUUUGAGUCUUAUGGAUCUACGGCAGUUAAUGCGAACUGGCGACCAGGACCAAUGCAUGGUUUGCCUAUUUCUACACCUUACCUGACCAAAGAUUAUCUCCAGGCUAAACGGUUCCAAGCACAGAGUUCGGGAACUACUUAUGUGUAUGAUUUACCGGAUAUGUUCCGUCAACAAAUUGAGAAGUUCUGGGAGAAAUACAUUGAGGAAAGACCUACCUCAGAAAAUAUCAAGAUUCCGAGCCCGGUAUUGGACUGUGUCGAACUUGUUUUGGACGGUGAAAAUUUAGUAGAACAAAAGCGAUUACCUGGUGAAAACGACGUUGGCAUGGUCGCAUGGAAACUCAGACUUUACACCCCAGAGUACCCAGCUGGAAGAGAUAUCAUACUUAUUGCAAAUGAUUUGACUUUCCAAAUUGGUUCGUUUGGACCAAAAGAAGAUCUCGUAUUUUGUAGAGCAUCUGAAACAGCUAGAGAUCUUGGAAUUCCAAGAAUUUACUUCUCGGCGAAUUCUGGUGCCAGAAUUGGUCUUGCUGAAGAGGUGAAAGGCUUGUUCAGAAUUUCGUGGGAGGAUGAAAACGAGCCUGAAAAAGGCUUUAAAUACAUCUAUGUAACUCCUGACGACUAUGCUAGAUUAGCACCGCAUAAUUCAAUUAAGGCAUCAUUAAUUGAAGACAAUGGUGAGCCUCGCUACAAGAUAACUGAUAUUAUAGGCAAAGAUGAUGGACUGGGAGUUGAAAAUCUUAAAUAUGCUGGUAUGAUUGCUGGUGAAACGUCUCAAGCAUAUAACGAGGUGGUUACAAUAUCAGUUGUCUCAUGCCGUGCAAUUGGUAUUGGUUCUUAUUUACUGCGACUUGGGCAACGAGUUAUACAAAUUGAGAACUCACACAUUAUAUUAACCGGGUAUAGAGCACUGAAUACAGUGUUGGGUCGUGAGGUUUACGCUAGUAAUAAUCAAUUGGGUGGAAUUCAAAUAAUGCACAAUAACGGUGUUUCACACGCAACUGAACCAAGAGAUUUAGAUGGUAUAGCCACUGUACUCAGAUGGAUUAGCUAUGUACCUAAAUCUAAAGGAGCCCAGCUUCCUAUUCUCUCUGCACCACAUCCAGAUCCAAUUGACCGAGAAAUUGGAUAUGUUCCUACCAAGGCUCCCUAUGAUCCCAGGUGGAUGCUUGAAGGAAGACAUUCUCCCAUUGACGCUGCGGCUUGGGAAAGUGGAUUUUUCGAUCGUGGUUCAUGGCAGGAAAUUAUGCGGCCUUGGGCACAAACUGUGGUAACUGGACGUGCUAGACUUGGAGGUAUCCCUUGCGGUGUGAUAGCCGUAGAAACACGAACUGUCGAACUGCAUUUACCAGCAGAUCCCGCAAAUUUGGACUCUGAAGCAAAGACAGUUUCACAGGCGGGUCAAGUCUGGUUUCCAGACAGUGCAUAUAAAACUGCUCAGGCUAUUCGUGAUUUUGGCAAAGAAGAACUGCCUCUUUUCAUCUUUGCUAACUGGCGUGGUUUUUCGGGUGGUAUGAAAGACAUGUACGAGCAAGUUGUUAAGUUUGGUGCUUACAUUGUUGAUGCGUUAAAAGAGUAUACCAGACCAGUGAUAGUGUACAUCCCUCCAAAUGGAGAACUAAGAGGUGGUGCAUGGGCAGUUGUUGAUCCAUCUAUAAACCCCAGGCAUAUGGAAAUGUUUGCCGACACAACAAGCCGUGGAGGUGUAUUAGAACCAGAAGGAAUCGUCGAAAUCAAAUUUAGAAACAAAGAUAUAAUUAAAACCAUGCAUAGAGUUGACCCUGUCAUACGUAACUUCAAGGAAAAAAUAUCGAGUUCAACCUCCGCUGAAGAACGUGCUAACCUGGAAAGCGAAAUCCGGAAAAGAGAACAGAUCUUGGAUCCCAUGUAUCACCAGGUUGCUGUUCACUUUGCCGAUCUUCAUGACACUCCUGAAAGAAUGUUGGAGAAGGGUGUCAUUAGUGAAAUAAUUCCAUGGAAAACAGCACGCCGCAUGUUAUAUUGGAGACUCAGACGUAAACUCCUGGAGUGUGAUGCCAUAAACGAUGUCUUGUCAACACAGCCUAGCUUGGGUGUUGGAACAGUAGUUUCUAUGCUGAGACGCUGGUUCGUAGAAGACAGAGGUGCUACAGAGUCUUAUCUGUGGGACCAGGAUGAGGCUGUAGCCAAGUGGUUGAUAAGCCAGAAUGAAACUGAAGGCAGUGUUCUAAGCCGUAAUAUUAAUUGCGUACGGAGGAACGCGGUUCUCACUCGGGUUAAGGAGGCCCUUGAAUGUUGUCCAGACGUGAGAUUAGAUGCAGUUAUAGAAAUCGCGCACAGACUGCAAGCUGGUGAACGUGCCGAACUUCUGCGAACUCUCUCACAGCUUGAAACGUCUGGAGAAGAACAUCACAAUGAUUCUAGUGCUUCGUCAUAGUCAAUCCAUGUCACAUAUUUAAAAUAGCCACAUACCUGGUGUAUGUAAAACUUUUAGGACUCAUUUGUUGUAAAUAUUCUUCUAAGACAUCCUAUUUGUUAUUACUGUUAUAACUAAAGAUGAAAAAAAAAAUACAGCGUUUAUAGAAAAUUUCAAUUAGUAAUUAUUUACUGAUAUAUGUAAAAUGAAAUCAUUUUUCCAAGUCAGUCGAAUUUUUUAAAUGAUAAAUAUCGUGCUGGAAUAAUGUACAUGUUCUUGAUGUGCAUAUUUGCUAUGGCAGUGUUUAUUACCUACAUUGUAAUAUGAAAAAUUGGGAAUAUAAAGAGAUAAUAUAUUUAUUUUUAGAAAAAUCGCAUAAAAUUUUUUUUGAAGUUUGGUUUCUUUAGUUCUUCACUUAUCACCAACACGACGGAUUGUAUAUAAUAUCGUUUUGUCACGCGCAACUCCGUAUUUUAAAAACUUAUAUAAAUUCAUUACAAUAUGUACAAUGAUGAUAAUAUACAAAUUAUAAACUCGAAAAUGUAAAAGGAAUAAUCUAUGCACCAAUUUGCUGCGAUUGCUGCGAUGGCAUAGGAACUAAGUCCAUUGACAUAAAUUUAAAUAAUUGUUCACAAUUAACUACGACCUUUUUUUCUAAAAGACAGGAAUCUGACUUCUAUGUACGUCCACUAAAUCAUCAUCUAAUGUUAAUAGCACCAUAAAUGAGAAGAACAUAGCUAAAGCUGAUAAGAAGUGCCAAAUAUCAUGCGGGUCAAAAAAAUUUAACAAUUCGCACGGCUUAUUAUAAAUUCUAGAUUGUGCAGGAGUUAGGGCCCAGGAUAUUGA
Molecule: messenger RNA, 8726 nt
Organism: Neodiprion fabricii
Lineage: Eukaryota; Metazoa; Arthropoda; Insecta; Hymenoptera; Diprionidae
Gene: ACC
Product: acetyl-CoA carboxylase
Exons: 16
Coding region: 906-7901 (2331 amino acids)
Biological process (GO): fatty acid biosynthetic process
Molecular function (GO): ATP binding; acetyl-CoA carboxylase activity; metal ion binding
Source: RefSeq, a predicted model, not a curated record